GUUUGCCUGUGUGUACGCGUGUGUGUAUGCGCGUGCGUUCUCUCUCUCGUGGAUUUGAUUUGGCGACCGGGGAAGAGAGUUCCUUUUGUCAGUGUGGACGUACACGGCGGUGUUCUUCUUUCUUUCUUCCGUUUAUCUUCUUCACAGAGCCGUCAGCGGUCACCAGGUGGAAGUGUGGGGGGCGAGCAAUCCUUUUCGUUCUCCGCCACACAACUGGCGCAUUCUCCUGCGCACGCUCUCCAUUUCCACCACGUCCUUUCUUCUUGGCUGGGUAACGUCGUUGUAGGACAUAUUAUACCAAAAAAAAGAUAGAGGCAGUAGUAGUAGUCACGCACACACACACAUUGUUUAGGAAGAGAGCGGGCCUGCGACUUCGCCCCUUCACCCCUGCGGCGUCCGCUGCAAACGGAAAUCGUUGUUUACCUCCUCCCUCCCCCCCCCCCGUUUUUUUUUUUCGCCGGAGUAGCACGUGCAACAACAGCGCACACUCACAUACACCAAAAACAAGCAAGUAAGAAAAAAUGCUGCGAGCACCGGUGCACCACGCGCACUCGAUGCGUUCGCACGCUGCGUGCUGCACGGCGGCGGCCGCCAUCGCAGGUGGCAGUGGUCUUCUCGGCACGGAUGUCGUGUUCCUCUCCCGCGGCCACCACGUCCGAUCUUCGCUGCAUGAACAGCGCCGUUACUCCUUCAAGUACGCCACGAAGCGGCAGCACAAUGAGAUGCGUCAACCCUUCUUCAUCCACGAGAAGCGCUACGGCCUUUUCAGCAAUGAGCACAACAUCGGAAAGGCGCGGCGUGGCCUGCCGCACAUUACGCCCAUCUACACGAAGCACAUGCAUCUGUGGGAGACCGACACCGACGCCAGCACGAAUCGCUUCUUCCGCAGCUACGUUUUUGGGCAGCGCGACCUGCACACCCUGCUCGGUCGCCCGCACGGCUUUGAAGCCGAUCAAGCCGGCGGUCGGCAAGGCGACUCCGCCUACGAGCUCAACACCGAUCAGCGUUACAAGGGAGUGCCGCGGCCCGCCAUCACGAACCUGCACUACGAGCCGCAGUGGAACCGCACGCUCUACCGCAACGCCGCCCACGGCAACGCGCUGGCAGACCCGACUUCGGCACUGACAACCGCGGUGCUCGGGCCGGAGUUGGUGGAGGUGCGCGACAUUAAGUCCGUCGAGCACUGCAAGGCGUGGUUUGAGAGACUUGCUUUCUUAGUGCAGCAGCACUACGACGCGGUGGGUGACAUCGGCGCCUUCCGCUCGCGGCACACGCGUCACGUGCACGAGUUCUUCGUCGCCUUCCACGACGCCCUGAGCAGCUUUGACUUCCAGGACGCCUACCUGCUCGACCAGUUCGCCAAGGUGCGUCCCCGGCAGCUCGACGACCUCUUUGCGAUCUUUAUCGAGAUGGAGGCGAACUACGUCCAUGAAGACUACUGCCCGCGGUGCAGCCUGCCGUAUGCGACGACGCACUACUGUGGCGAGGGGGACCCGAACACGCCCUUCCGCAAGCACCGCGGCCGCUGGGCACCACAUCAGCAAUGGGGGAGGGAAUGGUACGACGUGGUGAUGCGCCGCGCAGAGGCGCUGUGGUACCGCGCGACGGAGGACCCGUUUUUUGGCACUUCAUCGCACACCCAACGCCAGGUGGAGGCCCUCGUCUCGGUGUACGUCAAGACGAAGCAUCGCGCCAAGCUGGUGGACUUCCUCCACGCCAUCCGCGGCUCGAAGGAGUACCUGCUGGGUGCAAUUCAGAUCACCCCGGCGAUGCAGCAGGCGGUCGACACACUGCUCGACAGCACGGCGCACCAGCACCUCCUCACCAACGCCCACACCUUGGAAAGCAAGGCAGCCAAGUACACCGGCGAGGCGCAGAGCGUUCCGCACUCGCCACUGCAGAUGCGACUGGAUAUGGAGAUGAACAAGUACCGCCGUCAACAGAGAGAGGAGGGCGUCGUGCGGGUGCCACCGGCGGCGUGGAAGCUGGACACGUCCGCCAUCGUGCCCUACAAGAUCGACCCGCAGACGAAACAGGUGACGAACUGGCGGGCGGUGAAGGAGGGCAUCGAGAAGUCGUUUCUCGCCACCGGUCUGCCGCAGGAGGCGUACACAAGUGAGGAGUGGCGCGAGAUGCUGUACUUAAAGGAGCGCAUCGCCAGCCGCGGCACCCGACGUGCGCAGCUGGAAGGGGAGCGCCAAUCGGCGGAGGCGACCAUGGUGCGCAAGUACGGCGUCAACGCUUCCUCUCCGGCAGGAUGGUGUGUGUUUCCAGAUAAGGACUGGUACCGCGUCUUUGAGACGUCCGCGGAGGCACUAAAGCCGUUUGGCGUGACGCGCAGCGGUGAGAUGUGUCUUGUCCGCACGAAGGUGUACCCGAAUCCGGCCGCCGUGCCCUACACGGACCCCAACCGCAACGUCUCCAUGAUGCUGGACACCACGCCCGCGGCCUGCGCCGUCUUCGGUGGCUUUCAAUCGGGCGAGGUGGUGCGUCUCACCCCACACGAGAGUAGCACCGAUAGCAGCGAUGGUGGUGGCCCGGCCGCUUUUGAGGUGGUCAUCGUCGGCGUCGACAAGAGCGGCGCGGGGGCGGAGUGGGCGCUGUACGCUAUGCCCCGCGACGCGGCCUCACAGGCCAGCAGCGGCCUGCUCGCCCUUGGCACUGACUGCCUCGCCGUGCUCUCGAGCUACGCGAAGGUGGAAUCCACCGGGCUGCUGGCCCCCGUGACGGUGCUCGAUGCCCAGCGGGGUCUGACCGAGGAGCAGCUGGGGCAGGUGGUGGGGGUGCGCCAGGGCUGCUUGUACGUGCAGUGGCACCUUCUGCCGGGUGGCAGCUCCGAGCUGGACCGCAGCGUGGCGACGCCGCUGGGCACGCCGGAGGUGGUAAAGCAGCUAUACCAACUGCGCGCCGUGUCGAACAACGAUGGAAGUGGCGCUCCACAGCCACCGCUGCUGCUGCAGGAGCCGCCGUCGUGGCGCACGCCGUUCCGGAACGACUUUGUAGACGAGCGCCUGAAGGAGCUGGAGCAGGCCCCUUUUCAACGUGAGCAAUGGGCGUCGCUCAUCCAAGGCAAGUACACGCCCAAGGUGAAGAAGUUCGGCUACGCACAGCACACCACACAGGACGACUUCCAAACGAAGGAGUACAAGGACCGGCUGCUGGCCCGGCAGUUCUUCACGAACCCGCAGGCCUUCGCCGUUAUCCCAGAGAGGCACGAGCGCUCGGUGCGGUUUAUGGGUAAGUGGGAGCACCAGCGAGUGUCGGGUCUGCCCACGGUGGACCGCGAGGAGUUGGAGCGCGGCUGGGGGGAGGCGGAGACGAUCUCCGACGCGGAAGUCGGCGCCAUUGAGCAGGCCCUGCGGGACAUCAGCGGGCGUCGCCCCGGCAACUUCACCAAGUCCGCGACAGAAACGCAGUCCCUCCGACUGAAUGAGUCGUGGUGGUCGCCGCUGGAGUACGGCUGGGAGCAGCACAACCGCGAGCAGCGUGCCUUCCUCGACUCGAGCGAGCGCCGCAUCAUCGAGAGCUCGCGGCUGCCCUUCGGUGGCAAGAAGCCCCCGUUCGGCACAACCUACGGCAUCGGCGAGCGCAUCAGUGAAAUUGCGGCCGACUACGCCAAGGGCUUCGGCUUAGGCCCACACGGACACUCACCGCAGCACGACAGCUCCCAUUUUAACACCCUCGACACGGAGCAGCAGCGCGUGCAGACGCUCGGGCUCGGCAACGUGCUGGUCCGGCUCUUUCAUGAGAAGCUGGGCAACCAAGAUAUUCAGUCCUGGGCGGCGCAGCAGUGCGGUGAGUCAGACGCCAGCGUACGCCACCUGCUGCUCUCGGUGGAAGAGUGGCGCACAAAAGGUCGCACGCCAUCGCUGCUGCUCCGCAACGUGCUGCAGCGCUACUUGAAGGACGAGCUGGAGCUGUUCAACAGCGGCCUUCCAGUGGGUGUGCCUCGACUCGCGGUGCCGUCUGUCGUCUCCGACCGGGCCGCCACAACACACGACGGCAACAUCUGGGCGGACGUGGACCGCAACGCCUUUGCGCUCGCCCACGCCGCUCAGUUCCACCACGGCGACAGUGAUGAGCCCUACAUCGUCGGCCUCGUGCAGCGCGCCAGCAGCGGCAGCGGCUCCGUCGUCGGCCCGACCGACAACAACUACACGGAGUUCAUUCAGCAAGACAUCAUGCAGCGCUUCCAGACGGACCUCGCCCGCAUCGUCGGCCGCGGCAUCCCCGACUCGGUCAUCAGCGAGCGCACGGCGAAGAACAACCGCGGCCUUGAGCGGGCGAGCGGCAACGUGACAACGCUGGUGCGGGUGCAGGAACUAGCGCGACUGCUCGCCAAAAUGCGCGUCACGGCGGACAACAUCGCCCUCGUCACCCGCGGGCUCGCGCAGUGUCCGGAGAAGGAGCCGCUGGACGGUAUUCAUGACUUUGCGGUGCCGGUGUCGCUGAUCCUCAGCUGGGCAGGGCCGAGUUCCAGCGGCAGCACCGGCGCUUCGCCGCAGCAGCAACGCGGUGGUCACGGCCUGAGCAGCAGUGUGCAGCAGCACCUACUCGACAGCUCCCGCCAGCGUGGCGGCAGCGGCGGCGGUGGCGGCAGUGGUGGUGGCAGCUCGGAGAAGAUGGUGGUGGAGGUGCUGGAGGAGCUGGCGUGGAGUCGCGACGGCCUCGCGGCGGACGUCUUCUACGCCAUUCGGCAAAACAAGGCCAACCCCACGCUCCAACAGGAGUUCAUGAACGCCUUCUUGCCCGUGUACGAGCACAACUUUAAGAAGGUGCAGGAGAAGUUUGACGACUACACGGCUGGCAAGUUCGUGCCGAACAUCACCGUGGCCAUCGAGGCGUUCGUGAAGUUUCUGGCGAACAUGUCGAACCGUCCGGAGCAGCUGACGAGCGCGGUGGAGUACUUUGAAAGGGACGACGAACGGCGGCUGGACGGGGGCGGGGCGACGGGGCAGUACACGCAGAUUCGCCUCCUCCCCCCACACCUCGGUCCGUUCCAGUUUGAGAGCACGCUUGUGGAGUCCAUCGAGACGGCCGAUCAGUUCCGCCGCUACGGUGUCCAGGCCGGUCCGACGCGUGCCCCGGUGACCGGCUUCAUUGCGGCGAACAGCAAGUCGCUCACCUACCGCACCCACCGCGAGAAGGACGUGGUGUACGUGACCUCGGCGGAUGACCAAGGGCUGAGCAGAGCCCUGCGCUCGUCUCCCGCCUUCAAGGACAUCACGAGCAAUCCCGCGCUGUCCCACCUGCUGAAGGAGAGCGGCGGCCACCAGUACCCGGGCCUCAUUGCGAGCUUCAACCGCUUCUUCUACCGUGUCGCCCCGAUGCUUAGCUUCUACGAAAAGGUAAUAAAGGACUACGCCGAGACGGUCCCGCUGGCGCGUGCGGAGGCGCAGGCAGCGAACUUCGGUCUCGCGCGUGCGCUCGAGAGCGAGGCGUCGACGACGAUAGAGCAGGAAUUCCGCCGCAACGCGGAGCGCUACUGGCGCAAUGUCCUAGAGGGCCGCAGCGUAGAGGAGGCAAGCUUGAUGGGUGGUGGUCGGGCCUCGUCCAGCGCCGUGGGCCGCCGCCCACCGCAGCAGAGCGGCGGCGACGGGCCUGGCGGCAGCGCCACUCCACGCGGCGGCACGAGCGAUUACAUCUUGGCGAAUGCCAUCGGCCGACGGCCCGUCGCGGCAACGGCAGCGGCGUCGAAGGCAGCCGACGGUGCCGGUGUGGGUUCGAGUGACCGCAGCCCGUCGCCCUCCUCACCGUCUGCUGCGCGUCGCGGCGGUGCUGGUGGAGCGCCUCGCACCUCCACGUCGAGCGACGUGAAGUCCCUGCUCGGGGCACUGAAGGGCGGCGCGAAGGGCGGAAGCAGCUCGUCGAGCGGUCGGUCCAACAACCGCGGCGGUGGCGGCGGCAGCCGCCCACGCGGCAGCAACGGAGGACGGCCGGGCAGCAAGUGA
Molecule: messenger RNA, 5951 nt
Organism: Leptomonas pyrrhocoris
Lineage: Eukaryota; Euglenozoa; Kinetoplastea; Trypanosomatida; Trypanosomatidae
Exons: 1
Coding region: 522-5951 (1809 amino acids)
Source: RefSeq, a predicted model, not a curated record